AUGAUGGCGACUAACUUGCCCACGACUUCCUCGUAUGGGCCCGGCGCCGAGUGGCCGAUGCUGGCGCUCACCCUGCAGGCGACAGACACCCUGGCGGUGUCUCUGUCGCUCCCGGCGUCGGCGCCGCACCCGUCGUUACCGGCGCUGACGCCGAUCCACUCCAACUACUACGACUACCAACAGCGGCCCAUGUAUUACGCGGGCCUGGCGCCCUACAUGCUGAUGGGAGUGUACGGGUUCGGCACCCAGGAGUUGCAGUUUGCCACGGUGGCGAAGCUGGCCGCCGUCGACGGCGGUCACGGCAUUCCUUCCGGCAUCGCAUCCGGCCUCGCUUCCGCCGGCAGCGGCGGCCACCCGGCGGCGUCCGCCGGCGCCAUCGCGGCGCUGGUGUCGAUACCGCUCGCGCCUCAUGGCCCUCAAGGGUACUCGGGGACGACGUCGUCGUGGUCGCCGAUGGAGCCGCCGCCCCAGCACCAGCAGCACCAGCGCCCCCAGCACAUCGACUACCUGAGCCUCGUCCUGUUCACGUUGCUGCCGCUGCUCAAGCGGAAGCGGCGGCGCAACGACGCGCGCGUGGCGGAAGCGGCGCCGGAAGUCGGUGCCGGCGAGAACCAGUUUCCCUGCCCCGUGUGCAACAAGGCGUUCCAGAAACCCUACAAUUUGAAGCUGCACAUGAAGACCCACUCCCCCGACAAGCCGUUCAAGUGUCUGAAGUGUCCCAAGACGUUUGCCCGCGGCCACGACAAGCGGCGCCACGAGCAGUUGCACGACGGGGUGAAGAACUUCACCUGCCAGGGCUACUUGAACGACGGCGUCACCAAGUGGGGGUGUGGCAAGAAGUUUGCCCGCCUGGACGCUUUGGCGCGCCAUUUCCGCACCGAGACCGGGUGGAUGUGCAUUUUGCCGUUGAUGGACGAGGCGAAGCGGUCGCAGAAUGGUGCCGUCGAUGACCACACCAUGAUCAAGCGGAUCAUUGCUGAGCGCUGA
Diutina rugosa is the source of this 987-nucleotide messenger RNA. RefSeq names its product C2H2-type zinc finger protein. The transcript has a single exon. The coding region runs from base 1 to 987 and encodes 328 amino acids. The record is from RefSeq and is a predicted model, not a curated record. NCBI's taxonomy places the organism in Eukaryota, Fungi, Ascomycota, Pichiomycetes, Serinales, Debaryomycetaceae. Gene Ontology annotation, molecular function: RNA polymerase II cis-regulatory region sequence-specific DNA binding; DNA-binding transcription factor activity, RNA polymerase II-specific. Gene Ontology annotation, biological process: regulation of DNA-templated transcription.